Messenger RNA from Astyanax mexicanus (Mexican tetra), 1537 nucleotides. It is a transcript of the gene ckmt2b, whose product is annotated as creatine kinase, mitochondrial 2b (sarcomeric). Gene Ontology annotation, biological process: phosphocreatine biosynthetic process. Bases 154 to 1404 code for a protein of 416 amino acids. Gene Ontology annotation, cellular component: mitochondrion. The transcript is spliced from 10 exons. NCBI's taxonomy places the organism in Eukaryota, Metazoa, Chordata, Actinopteri, Characiformes, Acestrorhamphidae. The record is from RefSeq and is a predicted model, not a curated record. Gene Ontology annotation, molecular function: creatine kinase activity.
GGGAUGAGCUCUUAUUGGCAGCGUGGGCCCAGCACAGCCUCACUCCACAGUGCCCUACCUGCAGGACUGUGUGACUGGAACUCAUUCCCUUCUUUCCACACCUCCACUCUCUCCCUUCUUUCUCCACACUGACUGGAUAUCUAAGCAGUGAGGAUGGCAAGCACUUUCACUCGGAUGCUGUCCGGCCGUAACACGGCUGUACUCAUGGCCAGCCUCGGGGCAGGCACCCUGGGGGCUGGCUACCUGAUGAGCGAAUCAGGUGUUUCUGCUGCCGAGAAGAAGAAGCUCUAUCCUCCCAGCGCUGACUUCCCUGAUCUUCGUAAGCAUAACAACUGCAUGGCGUCUGCUCUGACCCCUGCCAUCUACGCUCGUCUGAGGGACAAGCUCACCCCAAAUGACUGGACACUUGACCAGUGCAUCCAGACUGGGGUGGAUAACCCUGGACACCCAUUCAUCAAGACCGUGGGCAUGGUGGCCGGCGACGAGGAGAGCUAUGAGGUGUUUGCUGAUCUCUUUAACCCAGUCAUCAAGGACAGACACAACGGCUACGACCCAACGACCAUGAGACACCCUACGGAUCUGGACAGCUCCAAGCUCACCUCUGGGAUGUUCGAUGAGCGCUAUGUGCUGUCAUCCCGUGUGCGUACAGGACGCAGCAUCCGUGGCCUGAGCCUGCCCCCAGCCUGCACACGCUCUGAGAGGCGUGAGGUAGAGCGUGUGGUGGUUCAGGCAUUGUCUGGCCUGAAAGGGGAUCUGGCCGGCAAAUACUACAGUCUGACUGAUAUGACAGAUAAGGAGCAGCAGCAACUUAUUGACGAUCACUUCCUGUUUGACAAGCCUGUCUCACCCCUGCUGACAUGUGCAGGGAUGGCUCGCGACUGGCCUGAUGCCAGAGGAAUCUGGCACAACAAUGAGAAAACAUUCUUGAUCUGGAUCAACGAGGAGGACCACACCCGCGUCAUCUCCAUGGAGAAGGGCGGCAAUAUGAAAAGGGUGUUUGAGAGGUUCUGCCGAGGACUGAAACAGGUGGAGGGUUUGAUUCAGGAGAGAGGCUGGGAGUUCAUGUGGAAUGAACAUCUGGGCUACAUCCUGACCUGCCCCUCCAACCUGGGCACCGGACUCAGGGCUGGUGUCCAUGUCCGUCUGCCACUUCUCAGCAAGGACCCACGCUUCUCUAAGAUUCUGGAUAACCUCAGGCUACAGAAGCGUGGAACAGGUGGUGUGGACACUGCUGCUGUAGGUGAUACCUUUGACAUCUCCAACCUCGACCGACUGGGCAAAUCUGAGGUUGAGCUUGUUCAGUGCGUGGUCGACGGUGUCAACUUUCUGAUUGAGUGUGAGAAGAGGCUGGAGAAGGGCCAGGACAUCAAAGUUCCAGCACCCAUCAUUCAGUUCAGGAAAUGAGCCGUUUCAUCUCAGAACGUCCAGCUGAGAGCCUGGCUGAUGAAACAUCCACAGGCCGUGCCCUCAGCAAUCUCCACUACUACUGCAGGUCUUACUGGAAAUCUAGACUCAAUAAACCCUUCUAAUAAAACUG